This is a messenger RNA of Microtus oregoni (creeping vole), 10346 nucleotides long. RefSeq names its product laminin subunit alpha 3 (gene Lama3). The record is from RefSeq and is a predicted model, not a curated record. Lineage: Eukaryota; Metazoa; Chordata; Mammalia; Rodentia; Cricetidae. Gene Ontology annotation, biological process: regulation of cell migration; regulation of cell adhesion; regulation of embryonic development. Bases 1 to 10005 code for a protein of 3334 amino acids. The transcript is spliced from 75 exons. Gene Ontology annotation, cellular component: basement membrane. Gene Ontology annotation, molecular function: signaling receptor binding.
AUGGCGGUGGCUCCAGCCUGGGCACCGCGAUCCUCACCGCCGCUGCUUACGCUAUUGCUAUUGCUGCUGCUGGGGAUGUCGCCCUGCAGCAGUAUGGUGGCUCGGGACCCUCGGGCGGCCGCGCUCAGCCUGCACCCACCCUACUUCAAUCUGGCCCAGGCGGCAAGGAUCUGGGCCACCGCUACCUGCGGAGAGCGGGGUCCGGAGGUCGCAAGGCCUCGGCCGGAGCUUUAUUGCAAAUUGGUGGGCGGCCCAACGGCACAGGGCAGUGGCCACACUAUCCAGGGCCAGUUCUGUGACUAUUGCAAUUCUGAGGAUUCCAGGAAGGCACAUCCUGCCAUCCACGCGAUUGAUGGAUCUGAACGCUGGUGGCAAAGCCCUCCACUCUCUUCAGGCACUCAGUACAACCAAGUCAACCUCACCUUGGAUCUGGGUCAGCUUUUCCAUGUGGCCUAUGUUUUAAUCAAAUUUGCAAAUUCUCCGCGUCCUGAUCUUUGGGUCUUGGAAAGAUCUGUCGACUUUGGAAGCACCUACUCACCAUGGCAGUAUUUUGCUCAUUCUCGAAGAGACUGUUUAGAACAGUUUGGGCAGGAAGCAAACAUGGCUGUCACCCGGGAUGACCAGCUACUCUGUGUCACGGAGUAUUCCCGCAUCGUGCCUCUGGAAAAUGGCGAAGUGGUUGUAUCCUUAAUAAAUGGUCGUCCAGGUGCAAAAAAUUUUGCUUUCUCCGACACCCUGAGGGAGUUUACUAAAGCAACAAACAUCCGCUUGCGAUUUCUCCGGACCAACACCCUACUUGGUCAUCUUAUCUCCAAAGCAGAGCGAGACCCCACUGUCACCCGACGGUACUACUACAGCAUAAAGGACAUCAGCAUCGGUGGGCGGUGUGUUUGCAACGGCCACGCGGACGAAUGCACUGCGGACAACCCUGAAAACCAGUUCCGAUGCAAAUGCCAGCACCACACCUGUGGGGAGACUUGCAAUCGCUGCUGUGCUGGCUUCAAUCAGAGGCUCUGGCGGCCAGCUGCUCUGGGGCAGCACAGCGAGUGUGAAGCUUGCAACUGCCACGGGCAUGCCGUGGACUGUUACUACGACCCAGAUGUGGAGCUACAGCAGGCGAGCUUGAACAGCAAAGGCACCUAUGCCGGUGGGGGAGUCUGCAUCGAUUGCCAGCACAACACAGCAGGUGUGAACUGUGAGAAGUGUGCACAGGGUUUCUACCGGCCCUACGGAGUUCCAGUGGAGGCGCUCCAUGGCUGCAUCCCUUGCAGCUGUGGUCCGGAACGUGCAUAUGAGUGUGAGCAGGGCUCAGGCCGCUGUCACUGUAAGCCAAAUUUCCAAGGAGACAACUGUGAGCUAUGCGCAGAUGGAUACUAUAACUUUCCAUUUUGCUCGAGAAUUCCAGUCUCUCCUGUUUAUACUCUGAGUCUAGAAGACCCAAUAGCUGGCAAUAUAAAAGGUUGUGACUGUAACCUGGAAGGUGUUCUCCCAGAGAUAUGUGACGACCAUGGCAGGUGCCUGUGCCGCCCUGGGGUUGAGGGUCCCCGGUGUGAUUCCUGCCGCACAGGCUCAUAUUCAUUCCCUAUAUGCCAAGCCUGCCAGUGUUCGACUAUUGGAUCCUAUCCGGUCCCCUGUGACCCGGUGACUGGCCAGUGUGAAUGCCUGCCUGGAAUAACAGGAAGGCAGUGUGACAGGUGUCUCUCGGGAGCCUAUGACUUCCCUUACUGCCAAGGGCCCGGCAGUAUUUGUGACCCAGCUGGGACCGUUGACUCCAACUUGGGUUAUUGCCAGUGCAAGCUUCAUGUUGCAAGUCCUACGUGUAGUGUCUGCAAGCCAUUAUAUUGGAAUCUGGCCAAAGAAAAUCCCAGCGGAUGCUCAGAAUGUCAGUGCCACGAGGCAGGGACCGUGAGUGGAAUCGGAGAGUGUGGGCAGGAAGAUGGUGACUGCAGCUGCAAAGCUCAUGUCACUGGUGAUGCCUGUGACACCUGCGAAGAUGGAUAUUUUGCUUUGAAGAAGAGCAAUUACUUUGGUUGUCAAGGGUGCCAGUGUGACAUUGGUGGAUCGCUCACCACCAUGUGCAGUGGGUCCUCAGGAGAAUGCCAGUGUCGAGAGCAUGUCGUGGGGAGAAAGUGCCAGCGGCCUGAAAAUAACCACUACUUCCCGGAUUUGCACCACAUGAAGCACGAAGCUGAAGAUGGCGCUGGACCUAAUGGAAGAGACCUGCGCUUUGGAUUUGAUCCCCUGGUAUUCCCUGAGUUUAGCUGGAGAGGAUAUGCCAUGAUGACCUCGGCACAGAAUGAAGUAAGGAUAAGGCUGACUGCGAGGAAGUCAAAUCUCUCCUUGUUCCACAUUAUUCUGAGAUACGUCAACCCUGGGACUGAAGGAGUGUCUGGCCGUAUCACUGUUUAUCCAUCCCAGGCGAAGUCGGGCGCUUCUCAAAGCAAAGAGAUGAACUUUCCCCCAAAUAAGGAGCCAGCCUUUGUCACUGUCCCCGGAGAUGGCUCUGCAGACCCAUUCUCCAUCACCCCAGGGACAUGGAUCGCUUGCAUCCAGGUGGAAGGAGUCCUCCUGGAUUACCUGGUGCUGCUUCCCCGCGACUACUAUGAAGCUCUCGCCCUGCAAGUGCCAGUCACGGAACCAUGCGCCCACACAGGAUCGCCCCAGGACAAUUGUUUGCUUUACCAGCAUUUACCAGUGACCCGAUUCUCCUGCACCCUGGCUUGUGAGGCCACACACUUCCUGCUUGAUGGGGAGCCAAGACCUGUGGCAGUGAGGCAGCCCACUCCCGCACACCCAGCCAUGGUGGACCUCAGUGGGAGAGAGGUGGAACUGCACCUGCGCUUGCGGGUCCCGCAGAUUGGCCACUAUGUGAUCAUGCUGGAGUAUGUCACGGAGGUGGACCAACUUUCUGUGGUGGAUGUCAGCCUGAAGAGCCCAGGGUCUGCCUUGGCAGGCCAGGUGAACGUCUACAGCUGCCAGCACAGCACUCUUUGCAGGAGCAUGGUGAUUGACAGUCGGAGUCGUACGGCUGUGUACCAGCUCUUGGCAGAUGCAGACAUUCGGCUCAAGGUGCACACGGCCAAGUUCCUCCUGUAUCAGGUCUGUAUUAUACCCACUGAAGAAUUCUCAACUGAAUAUUUGAGACCUCAAGUCCACUGUAUUGCCAGCUAUGGACCGCUUGCUAAUCCAAGUGUCACCUGUGUCCCCCUGGCCCACGAAACUCCUCCAACAGCCGUAAUUUUGGAUGCUCCAAGAGGUGGCCCUCUCCCUCUCCUGUCUCAGGAGUCUGCCCCUCCUGCAGAUGGUGUCACCCUGAAGGCACCACAGAAUCAAGUAACCCUGAGAGGACUGAUACCACACCCGGGCCAACAUGUCUUUGUCAUCCAUUUUUAUCAAACAGAACACCCAACAUUCCCCAUAGAGGUCUUUGUGGAUGGAGGAAGACCACGGUCAGGUUCCUUCCUUGCCUCCUUUUGCCCUCAUUUACUGGGCUGCCGGAACCAAGUGAUCUCCAAUGGCCAGGUGGAGUUCGACAUCCCAGAAGCAGAGGUAGCUGUGACGGUGAAGGUUCCAGAAGGAAAGUCCUUAACGCUGGUCCGUGUUCUAGUGGUGCCGGCGGAGAAUUAUGACUACCAAAUACUUCACAGAACAUCAGUGGACAAGUCCUUUGAGUUCAUCAGCAAUUGUGGAGGAGAGAGUUUUUAUAUUGAUCCCCAGGCAGCCUCUGGAUUCUGUAAAAAUGCGGCAAGGUCCCUGGUAGCCUUUUACCAUAACGGUGCUCUGCCUUGUGACUGUCACCCUGCUGGGGCUGCCGGCCAGCACUGCAAUCCUGAGGGCGGACAGUGCCCUUGCCGGCCCAACGUCAUCGGGAGGCAGUGUACGCGCUGUGCAACAGGCCACUAUGGAUUUCCACACUGCAAGCCUUGCAACUGUGGCAGACGCCUUUGUGAAGAGGUGACGGGGAAGUGCCUCUGUCCACCCCGCACAGUCAGACCCCAGUGUGAAGUCUGUGAGGUGAAUGCCUUCAACUUCCACCCCCUGGCUGGCUGUGAAGCCUGCAACUGCUCCAGGAAAGGCACUGUCGAGGCGGCCUUUUCUGAGUGUGACAGGAACAGCGGGCAGUGCAGGUGCAAGCCUAGAAUCACAGGGCAGCGGUGUGACAGAUGUGCUCCUGGCUUCCACCACUUUCCUGAGUGUGUCCCCUGCAGUUGUCACAGAGAUGGAACUGAGCCCAACGUGUGUGACCCAGGGACUGGGGCUUGUGUGUGCAAGGAAAACGUGGAAGGCCCAGAAUGCCAAGUGUGUCGCAAAGGAUCAUUCUACUUAAACCCUGCCAGUCCAAAAGGUUGCACCACAUGCUUCUGUUUUGGAGUGACUACUGACUGUCAAAGUUCACACAAGCGAAGAUCUAAGCUUGUAGACAUGAUGGGCUGGCGUCUCGAGACAGCAGAUGGAGUUGAUGUCCCUGUGUCCUUCAACCCCGGCAGCAACAGCAUGGUUGCAGAUCUGCAGGAGCUGCCAUCAUCAGUCCACAGUGCAUCCUGGGCAUCACCUCCCUCCUACCUAGGUGACAAGGUUUCCUCAUAUGGCGGCUACCUCACCUACCAAGCCAAGUCCUUUGGCUUACCUGGUGACAUGAUUCCUUUGGAAAAGCGGCCGGAUGUACAGCUUACUGGUCAGCACAUGUCCAUCAUCCACACGGAAUCCAGUGACCCAAGGCCAGACAGGCUGCAUCAUGGAAGGGUACAGAUGGUUGAGGGGAACUUCAGACACGCUGGCAAUGGUGCCCCGGUGUCCCGGGAAGAGCUGAUGACGGUGCUGUCCCACCUGGAAGGACUAUACAUCCGGGGCCUCCACUUCACUGAGACACAGAGGCUCACUCUGGGUGAGGUGGGGCUGGAGGAGGCCUCCGACACAGGAAGUGGACCCAGAGCGCAUCUUGUGGAGCUGUGUGCCUGUCCCUCUGACUACACAGGUGACUCAUGUCAGGGUUGCCGUCCUGGAUACUAUCGGGACAACAAAAGCUCGCCCGCGGGAAGAUGUGUCCCCUGCAAUUGCAAUGGACAUUCAAAUCGCUGCCAGGACGGCUCGGGGAAGUGCAUUAACUGUCAGCACAACACCGCUGGGGAUCACUGUGAGCACUGCAAGGAAGGUCACUAUGGAAACGCCAUCCGCGGAUCCUGUAGGGUGUGUCCCUGCCCUCAUACCAACAGUUUUGCCACCGGCUGUACUGUGGAUGGAGGAAAUGUGAGGUGUGCCUGCAAGCCCGGAUAUACAGGAGCACAGUGUGAGAGGUGUGCACCAGGAUAUUUUGGGAAUCCCCAGAAAUUUGGAGGUAGCUGCCAACCAUGCAAUUGUAACAGCAAUGGCCAGUUGAGCACUUGUGACCCCCUAACUGGAGACUGUGUCGGCCAGGAGCCCAAAGAUAGCAGCCCUGCAGAAGAAUGCGAUGAUUGUGACAGCUGUGUGAUGACGCUCUUGAAUGACUUGGCCAGCAUGGGUGAGGAGCUCCGCCUAGUGAAGUCAAAGCUGCAGGGCCUGAGUGUGAGCGCCGGCGCCCUAGAACAGAUCCGGCACAUGGAGAUGCAGGCCAAGGACCUGAGGAGCCAGCUGCUUGACUUCCGCUCUGCCAUCUCAAGUCAUGGGUCCAAAAUGGAUGGCCUGGAAAAAGAACUGAGCAAUCUGAACAGUGAAUUCGAAACUUUGCAAAAAAAGGCACAAGUCAAUUCCAGAAAAGCACAAACAUUAUACAACAACCUUGAUCAGACGAUGCAAAGCGCCAAAGAAUUGGACACGAAGAUUAAAAACGUCAUCCAGAAUGUGCACAUUCUCCUAAAGCAGAUCGCUAGGCCAGGCGGAGAAGGCAUGGACGUGCCCGCGGGUGACUGGUCCAGGCAGAUGGCAGAAGCCCAACGCAUGAUGCAGGAGCUUCGGGGCCGAGACUUCAGAAAACACCUCAGAGAAGCAGAGGCUGAGAAAGCAGAAGCCCAGCACUUACUGAACCGGGUCAGGGCCUGGCUGGAAACCCACCAGGUGGAAAACAACGGACUGCUGAAGAACAUUCGGGAUUCCUUAAGUGAUUAUGAAGUCAAACUUCAGGAGCUGCGCGCUGUCCUCCAGGACUCAGCUGCCCAGGCAAAGCGGGCCACUGGCCUCAACCGUGAAAAUGAGGGGGCUCUGGGAGCCAUCCAGAGACAAAUGAGAGAAAUGAAUUCUCUGAAGAACGACUUCGCCAAGUACCUGGCCACGGCAGACUCUUCCCUGCUGCAGACCAACAGUCUACUGCAGCAAAUGGACAAAAGUCAGAAGGAGUACGAAAGCUUGGCUGCGGCUUUAAAUGGAGCCAGACAGGAACUAAGCGGCAAAGUGCGAGAACUCUCCAGGUCGGCCAGCAAAGCAUCCGUGGUGGUGGAGGCCGAGAAGCAUGCGCAGUCUCUACAGGAACUGGCCAAGCAGCUGGAAGAGAUAAAGAAAAAUACCAGCGGGGAUGAGCUGGUACGCUGUGCUGUGGAUGCUGCCACUGCCUAUGAGAACAUCCUCAGUGCCAUCAGAGCAGCGGAAGAUGCAGCCAACAAGGCCACCAGCGCCUCGGAGUCUGCCCUCCAAACACUGAUAAAGGAAGAUCUUCCAAGAAGAGCUAAGACCCUGAGCUCCGACAGCGAUGAACUGUUAAAUGAAGCCAAGGUCACACAGAAAAGGCUCCAGCAAGAAGUCAGUCCAGCUCUCAACAGGCUGCACCAAACCCUGAACACUGUCUCAGUUCAGAAGAACCUGCUGGAUGCCAACCUCACUGCUGCCCGGGACAGUCUUCAUGGGUUACAGAGAGGUGAUACUGAGGGUGUGAUCCACGGUGUGAGGAGCAUGGUCAGGAAGGCCAAUGGCGUAACAAGCGAGAUUCUGGAUGGGCUCAACCCCAUCCAGACAGACUUGGGACGAAUUAAGGAUAGUUACAGAAGCACACGACAUGAGGACUUCAGCAAUGCUCUGGCCGAUGCCAACAAUUCAGUAAAGAAAUUAACCAAGAAGUUGCCUGAUCUUUUUAUCAAGAUUGAAAGUAUCAACCAACAAUUACUGCCCCUGGGAAAUAUCUCUGACAAUGUGGACCGAAUCCGAGAACUCAUUCAUCAGGCCAGAGAUGCUGCCAAUAAGGUUGCAGUUCCCAUGAGGUUCAAUGGUAAAUCUGGUGUCCAAGUCCGGCUGCCAAAUGACCUAGAAGAUUUAAAGGGAUACACAUCUCUGUCUUUGUUUCUCCAAAGACCCGACUUACGAGAGAACGGGGGCACUGAGGACAUGUUUGUGAUGUACCUCGGAAAUAAGGAUGCCUCCAAGGACUACAUCGGCAUGGCAGUUGUAGACGGUCGCUUGACAUGUGUCUACAGUCUAGGGAAUCGAGAAGCCGAGGUCCAGGUAGACCAGGUGCUGACGGAGAGUGAGAGUCAGGAGGCGGUUAUGGACCGAGUGAAGUUCCAGAGAAUUUAUCAGCUUGCAAAACUUAAUUACACCAAGGAAGCCACAUCCAAUAAACCCAGAGCCCCUGAGGUCUAUGACAUGGAGGGCGACAGCAGCAACACACUCCUUAACUUGGAUCCAGAGACUGCUGUGUUCUAUGUCGGAGGCUACCCCCCGGAUUUUCAACUGCCUAGCAGACUGAGGUUCCCUCCAUACAAGGGCUGUAUCGAACUAGAUGACCUCAAUGAGAAUGUUCUGAGCUUGUACAACUUCAAGACAACUUUCAAUCUCAACACAACUGAAGUGGAGCCUUGUAGGAGGCGCAAGGAAGAGUCUGACAGAAACUACUUUGAAGGAACAGGCUAUGCCCGCAUUCCCACUCAAGCCAACGCUCCCUUCCCAAGCUUCAUCCAGACCAUCCAGACGACUGUGGACCGAGGUUUGCUGUUCUUUGCAGAACACCAGGAUAAAUUCAUAUCCCUGGACAUAGAAGACGGCAGUCUCAUGGUGAGAUACAAACUGAAUUCAGAGCCACCCAAAGAGAAAGGAAUUCAAGUCACUGUCAACAACGGGCGAGAUCAUACGAUUUCGAUUGCAAUUGGAAAAUCAAGAAAACUCAUGUGGAUAUAUAUGCAUGACCAUGACCAUAAUAUAAAAAUUGAAGGGGAAAUAUUUGAUUUUGGCACAUAUUAUCUGGGAGGAAUUCCAAUUGCAAUCAGAGAGAGGUUUAACAUCUCCACUCCUGCUUUCCAAGGCUGCAUGAGGAAUCUGAAGAAAACCAGCGGUGUUGUUAGGUUGAAUGAUACUGUGGGUGUAACCAAAAAGUGCUCUGAAGACUGGAAGCUUGUGCGAACUGCCUCGUUCUCCAGAGGAGGACAGAUGAGUUUCACAAACUUGGAUGUGCCCUUGCCUGACCGCUUCCAGCUGUCUUUUGGGUUUCAGACCUUUCAGCCCAGUGGUACACUACUAAAUCAUCAGACACGGACAAGCAGCCUGCAGGUCACCCUAGAAGAUGGUCACAUUGAAUUGAGCACCAGGGACAGCAGUGGCCCGAUUUUCAAGUCUGCACAGACCUACAUGGAUGGCUUACUACAUCACGUGUCUGUAAUAAGCGACACCUCAGGCCUCCGAUUCCUCAUUGAUGACCAGGUUAUGAGAAGGAACCAAAGGCUCCCUGACUUCUCGAAUGCCCAGCAGUCCCUCCGCCUGGGAGGUGGUUAUUUCGAGGGUUGCAUCACUAAUGUUUUUGUCCAAAGGUUGUCACAGAGUCCCGAAGUCCUGGAUUUGGCCAGUAAAUCCACCAAGAAGGAAGCCUCCCUGGGAGGCUGCAGUCUAAACAAGCCUCCUUUCCUUAUGCUGUUUAAAGGUCCCAAGAGACUUCACAAGGCCAGGACUUUCAAUGUCAAUCAGCUGUUGCAGGAUGCACCUCAGGCCUCCCCGGGGAGCAUGGAGGCAUGGCACGAUAGGAAGUCCUGCCUGCCACCUCUCAAUACCCAGGCCACUCACAGAGCCUUCCAGUUUGGGGACAGUCCCACCAGCCACUUGCUAUUCAAGCUUCCUCAGGAGCUACUGAAACCCAGGUCACAAUUUUCCGUGGACAUAAAGACAACAUCUUCCAAAGGGCUGGUGUUUUACAUAGGCACCAAGAACUCCUUCAUGGCUCUUUAUCUCUCAGAAGGACAUGUCGUCUUUGCUUUGGGGGCAGAAGGAAAGAAACUGAGACUCAGAAGCAAGGAGAAAUACCAUGACGGGAAGUGGCACAUGGUUGUGUUUGGACAAAGUGGAGGAAGGGUGCACCUGGUUGUGGAUGGGCUAAGGGCCCAGGAAGGCAGUUGGCCUGGAAAUUCUACCAUCAUCCCCAGAGCACAGGUUUACCUGGGGUCGUCACCAUCAAGGAAGUUGAAGAGCCUCCCCCAGCACAGCUUUGUGGGGUGCCUGAAGAACUUCCAGUUGAACUCAAAACCCCUGGGUCCCCCCUCUGCGAGGUUUGGAGUAUCUCCCUGCUCAGGUGGCUCUUUGGAGAAAGGCAUUUAUUUCUCCCAAGGAGGAGGCCAUGUGGUCCUGGACAAUUCUGUGUCCUUGGGCCCAGAGUUUCAGCUCAUCGUCAGCAUUCGCCCGAGGAGUCUCACUGGGACCUUAAUACACAUUGGAAGUCAGUCUGGACAGCGCUUAAGUGUUUACAUGGACGCAGGAAAGGUCACAGCCUCUAUGAACAGUGAGGCAGGCGGGACCUCGACAUCAAUCACACCAAAGCAGUCUCUGUGUGAUGGACAGUGGCACUCAGUGACAGUCUCCAUUAAACAGCAUGUCCUGCACCUGAAACUGGACACCGACAGCAGCUACACAGCCGGGCAGCUUUCCUUCCCCCCUAACAGCACCCGAAGGGCACUGCACAUCGGAGGGGUCCCAGACAAAUUGAAAAUGCUUACGCUCCCUGUGUGGAACUCAUUUUUUGGCUGUCUGAAGAAUAUUCAAGUCAACCACAUCCCUGUCCCCAUCACUGACGCCACAAAAGUUCAGGGAUCCGUCAGCCUGAAUGGUUGCCCUGACUACUAACCCUGCACAUCGAGAGAAUGCACCUUUGAAAGCACAGAGAACCCAACGUAUCUCCCUUCCCCAUUCAAAAUCAGGACACCAUCAGCACACAUUCAAAAACCAAUCUCAUUUUUAAUUCCAAGCAUACAGACACAUCGCUUUGCUAUUCAUUGCUACACAUGUAUUUUUUAUAAAAAUCCCAUUUCUUGAAGAAAAUGAACAAUUGUUAAAAUGCACACAAAGCUUUUGUUAAUAUUGUUUUUUCCACUAAGAAUUAAAUGCAUUUUAGAGAAACACUUUUUCCCAAUUGGUAAGAAGAAAAUCUUGUUUAGAGCACUUUAUGAAUACAAAACUUUAAAAUA